Tribolium castaneum (red flour beetle) is the source of this 849-nucleotide messenger RNA. RefSeq names its product general odorant-binding protein 69a. The transcript is spliced from 5 exons. Lineage: Eukaryota; Metazoa; Arthropoda; Insecta; Coleoptera; Tenebrionidae. Gene Ontology annotation, biological process: sensory perception of smell. Bases 187 to 696 code for a protein of 169 amino acids. The record is from RefSeq and is a predicted model, not a curated record. Gene Ontology annotation, molecular function: odorant binding.
UUAUUUUAAGUGAAUUAAUUGCUAUUUACAUAUACUUUCAAGGAUUUUUGCGCAAUUUGUAAAUUUACGGUGUUUCAAUUGCCGAAAUUAUUUAUUAAGGAACCACCCAUUAAUUAUUUCGGGAAGUUUAAAUAACACAAUUCUAUAAAAGGCAAAACCUCAUUCACAUACCGGUAACAACUGAAGAUGAUCAGAUAUUACAUCGUGCUUCUUUUAUAUUUUUUUGCCCCCCCAGUUCUCGGCAUUUCUGAAGAAAUGCAAGAACUGGUAAACCAACUGCAUUCAACAUGCGUUGCAGAAACUGGAGUUUCGGAAGAUUUGAUCAACAAGGUUAAUUCGGAUAAAGUAAUGAUCGAUGACGAGAAACUCAAAUGUUACAUCAAAUGUCUAUUGACUGAAACUGGUUGUAUUAGUGACGAUGGUGUUGUGGACGUUGAAGCCACUAUAGCCCUCCUCCCUGAAGACAUGAAAGCUAAAACAACCCCCGUGAUUAGGUCUUGUGGGGCCAAAAUGGGGGCCAACCCUUGCGAAAGCGCCUGGUUGACCCACAAGUGCUACUUGGAGACAAGUCCCGCGGUAAAAGGUCAAAAAUCAGGGGGCGCAAUUUUUAAUAUAUUUUUUUCAGGACUACGUGUUGAUCUAAUGACCCUAAACUGUUUAUUACUGAUAAAUAAAACCUGCACGUUGAUUCAAUGAUUAUUUGAAACUCCUUCCCUUCUAGGCGAAAAAGUACAUUUUGCUUGCAUUUGUAAAUUCGUGACUUUGUCUUGUAUUUUUUUUAAGUUAGUUUUAUAAUUGUAUUUUAAUGUGUACAUGUGUUUUUUGGAACAAAUAAAAAAUCGAAUCCUG